AUGGGGGGUGUCUUAUCCCGAUGGAGGACAAAACAGUCCACUGUAGAAGUUCUGGAAGGAAUUGAAAAGGAAAUCCAGGCUCUUGAGGAAUACAGUACACAAAAUCAACGACAGCUGAAAAUCUGGGUUGGCCGCCUCCUGCUUUACUCUUCAAUACUUUACCUUUUAACAUGUGUGGUAGUGUAUUUUUGGUUCCUACCAGAGCAGUUCAUGGGUCGGCUCAUAUUAUGUCUGCCUUUUUUGUUUUUUCCUCUUCUAGUCUGGUUACUUAGAAAGUUUCUCGUGUUUGUUUUCUCUCGAAGAACAGAAAGAAAUAAUGAAAAGUUGGAGGAUCUUAAGGGACAAAAAAGAAAAAUUCUUGAGGAAGUAAUGGAAACUGAAACAUAUAAAACUGCAAAAAUGAUCCUGGAGAGAUUUGAUCCAGAUUCAAAGAAAACAAUGGAACUAGAGUCCUCCCCAGCUGGGCCCAUGAUGACUCCAAAACCAGGACAAGAACUCAGGCAUCGAAAUAUUGUGCCGAAGACUCCCACGAUGUUGGCGAAUCCUGGGAUUGCUGCGGCCCGCCCUCCGCCUGCCUCUGGGCCCACCCAUUCUGGACGAACUUCUCUCUCUGCUCCUGGAGGACCCCCAGAGAGAGGCCUGUCGGCUGUAGCUGCUCAGCAGAGCUUGAUGAGGAGGCCUGUGACCCCAGGAACACCUGUUCCAGGAGUGGGCAUGCAUCCACCUGGACCACCAUUGGCCAGACCUGUUCUCCCAAGAGAAAGAGGCACUGUGGACAGAGUCAUUGAGUAUCUGGUUGGAGAUGGUCCUGGAAACAGAUAUGCUCUUAUCUGUCAACAGUGUCUGUCUCAUAAUGGUAUGGCUCUAAAAGAGGAAUUUGAGUACAUUGCUUUCCGAUGUGCAUAUUGUUACUUUCUGAAUCCUGCAAAGAAGAUGCGGCCCCAGGCUCCUAGAUUACCACAAAGUCCAGCUGAGCACAUGAUGUCUCCCACUCCGCAGUCGCCUCCUCCUGCAGCUGACGUAGAUGAGGAGGUGCCUUUAGUCGGGAAGUGCAAACUUGGUGAUGAGUCCGAUGAAGCAGAGACUCAGGAGCCGGGGACACCUUCCACCUCCCUCAUCCCUGCCUCCGAUGACCAGAACAGCCCCAAGUCACAAGAGGAGCAGUCGGAGGAGCCAAACGCUGAGCACAAUGAAUCUGCCAUGGAGGUGGAAUAA
Molecule: messenger RNA, 1215 nt
Organism: Knipowitschia caucasica
Lineage: Eukaryota; Metazoa; Chordata; Actinopteri; Gobiiformes; Gobiidae
Source: the annotation of a GenBank genome assembly